Messenger RNA from Mus caroli (Ryukyu mouse), 1338 nucleotides. NCBI's taxonomy places the organism in Eukaryota, Metazoa, Chordata, Mammalia, Rodentia, Muridae. The record is from RefSeq and is a predicted model, not a curated record.
AUGGCGCUGGUUUCAAUCAUCGGUGGAGAGGUGUAUCCUCUCAGAGUCAGAGACACUCAGGUCGAUACUCAGUUUGCUGUGGGCCCAGAAGUCUUUGGUCUGGUGCCUGGUCUGCUGAUGUAUGCUACCAUCUGGUUUUGGGAGCACAAGAGAGUGUGUGACAUACUCAAACAGGAGCAUCUUGAGUGGGAGGAUGAGCGACUAUUCCAAACCAGCAGACUCAUACUCAUAGGAGAGACUAGUAAGAUAGUGAUCAAAGACUACUUGCAACACCUGACCAGUUACCACUUCAAACUCUUGUUUGACCCAGAGCUCCUUUUCAACCUACAGUUGCAUUAUCACAACUGCAUUGCCUCUGAAUUCAACACACUCUAUCACUGGCACCCCUUGCUGCCCCACAACUUCAAGGUUCCUGGGGGAAGAAAUCUUCUAAUUACCCUAAAAGCAGUGGCAAAGUCCUCCAUUGACCAGACCAUAGAGGUGAAAUACCAGUCUCUCACUGAGUACUGCAAACAUUUUUCCCUGACGCCUUACACAGCAUUUGAAGAACUUCCAGGAGAGAAGGAAAUGGCUGCAGAGUUGAAAGCCCUCUCCAGUGGCUUUGAUGUCAUGGAACUGUAUCCCAACCUGGUGGUGGAAAAGCCUCACCAACAUGCUAUCUUUAGGGAGACCAUGGUAGAACCUGGAUUACAAUUCCCCUUGAGAGGCCUUAUGGGUAAUUCCAUCUGUUCUCUUCAAUACUGGAAAACGAGCACCUUUGGAGGAAAAGUGGGUUUUAAGAUUAUCAACACUGACUCAAUUCAUUCUCUCCUCUACAAACCUGUGAAGGAGUUGCCAGUGCGGCAGCUCCUGGAGUGUCCACCGCCACCACUACCGCCCCCCCCACCCCCACCCGGGCUACUGGUUCCUCUAUCUCCGGACCGCAGCGGGUUGGACCCGCCGCUCCGGAGCCCCCGCCGCGCUCACCCCCAUCCCCGCCGCAAGGAGAAGGAACGGACAAAUGCGAAAAGUGGACGCGACUACGCGGGGGACAACAGGGCCCUGAAGAGAAAGGGGAGGGCUGACCCUGGAGGAAAGGAGGGUUUUUCCAUGGGUGUGGGAGGGGACGGCGGAGCACGCCCAGCCCUGCUUCAGUCCCCAGCUAGAUCGACACAGCCCUCAGAACCAAUCCCCAUCCCGAAGCUAAGAUUCCGGCUUGCCGACCUCCCCAACCUACAUUGUUCCAAUAUGUCAGAGGCUCUUCACCCUGGAGUCCUGCUGCAGACCUGGGUAAGGCCAGGCGCGAGAUCCACACCCUCUCCCCAGAAUUUUCAAGUGCCAGCAAGAGCUCACCUGUAA